This is a messenger RNA of Bacillus rossius redtenbacheri, 701 nucleotides long. Its product is annotated as flexible cuticle protein 12-like. Lineage: Eukaryota; Metazoa; Arthropoda; Insecta; Phasmatodea; Bacillidae. Gene Ontology annotation, cellular component: chitin-based extracellular matrix. The record is from RefSeq and is a predicted model, not a curated record. The transcript is spliced from 3 exons. Gene Ontology annotation, molecular function: structural constituent of chitin-based larval cuticle. Bases 91 to 486 code for a protein of 131 amino acids.
UUUGGCAUAUAUAAAAGCCUCCUCGCGAUCGAAGGCACUAAAGGCAAGCGAAGUUUUCCGAAGGCAACAUCUCCAUUCGGCAACAGCAAGAUGCAGGGAAUGACUCUGGUGGUGUUGGCUGCCGUGCUCGCUGCGGUGUUGGGAGCGCCACAGUACAAGGAGCCGAUACACAUCAUCGCCUACGAGAACAACUUGAACAUCGACGGAUCCUUCGGAUUCGGGUACGAGAGCGAGGACGGCACCAAGCACGAGCAGGCGGGCAGCCAGCGGGCGCUCGGGCCCAAGCCCGAGGACGCGGGCACGGUGAUCGAGGGCGCCUACAGCUACACGGGCGACGACGGCAAGCGCUACGAGCUGCGCUUCACCGCCGACGAGAACGGCUUCCAGCCGGUGGCGGACUUCCUGCCGCCGCUGCCCGAGCACGCGGCGCGCCAGAUCGCCGCCGCUCAGGCGGAGGACCGCGCCGCCGGCCCGCGGCCGCUGUAGCCGCGAGACCACGCCCCUUCUGCGCGCGCCGACUAGCCUCUUGGCUCUCCGCAGGCUAGACCCUCAAUUAAACACUACUCUCGCAUGUCAUUACUUUAUUACCUAACCAAACAUUUCCCGCAAUGUGAAGACAACCCCAUCUGUGAUACAAUUUUAUCCUGUAUUUGAUUGAUUAAAAAUGUAAAAAAAAAAAAAUUAAAAUAAAGCCCGGGAAA